UGAAAAAGACUUCUUUUGAGUUAACUUUCUUAUAUUGGGAACUUUCUAAUCUCAUUAGAAUAUGUAACAUUGGUGUUCGAUCUCAAGUAUUUCUGAAUAUAUUCCUCUAUCCACAGAAAUAUACUCUAGGGGAGAAAAAUAGAACAAGUUCUUGCCCUCCUGACCAUUGAACAAGAGACCAAUUAGACAAUGGGGCUAGAAAAACCUCAAAGUAAACUGGAAGGAGGCGUGCAUUCCCAGUGGAUCCCUUGGGUUAUUGCUACAGUUUUCAUCUCACUUCUCAGUGUCUGUUUUAUUGCAAGUUGCUUGGUGACUCAGCACAACUUUUCCUGCUGUAAGAGAGGCACAGGAGUGCACAAGUUAGAGCACCAUGAAAAACUCAAAUGCAUCAAAGAGAACUCAGAACUGAAAAGUGCUGAAGGGAGCACCUGGAACUGUUGUCCUGUUGGCUGGAGAACCUGGCAGUCCAACUGCUAUUUUCCUCUUACUGACAACAAGACAUGGGCUGAGAGUGAAAGGAACUGUUCAGGGAUGGGGGCCCAUCUGACGACCAUCAGCACGGAAGCUGAGCAGAACUUUAUUAUUCAAUUUCUGGAUAGACGCUUUUCCUAUUUCCUUGGACUGAGAGAUGAGAACGCCAAAGGUCAGUGGCGCUGGGUGGACCAGACGCCAUUUAACCCACGCACAGUAUUCUGGCAUGACAACGAACCCAACAACUAUCAGGGAGAAAACUGUGCUGUUCUUGUUUAUAACCAAGAUAAAUGGGCAUGGAAUGAUGUUCCCUGUAACUUUGAAGCGAGCAGGAUUUGUAAAAUACCUGGAACAACAUUGAACUAGAAACCCACAAAGUGGUUCUUGUGAUGGAGAGAGAAAAGAAGAACCAAUUAGAAUAGGGUAGAAGGUACACGCGUCAUUGGAACACAGAAAACAUGCUGGGUCACAGAGCGUUUUUUGU
Messenger RNA from Rhinopithecus roxellana (golden snub-nosed monkey), 955 nucleotides. It is a transcript of the gene CLEC4D, whose product is annotated as C-type lectin domain family 4 member D. Bases 190 to 837 code for a protein of 215 amino acids. NCBI's taxonomy places the organism in Eukaryota, Metazoa, Chordata, Mammalia, Primates, Cercopithecidae. The transcript is spliced from 6 exons. The record is from RefSeq and is a predicted model, not a curated record.